CUGGUUUGUACUCGCCCUGAUUAUAUUUAUUCCAGGCUGUUUGGCUUCAGUUGCAAGAAUCGCUCGGAGCACAAGGAUGUUGAGAUGAACAAAGAACAGCCAGUACGGCCGCAAGACUCUGAUGGUAGCGGAUCUGUAGUAUCUUUGCAGUCGUCUUCUGAUGAUGACAGGUAUGUUGCAGGGAUGACUGGAAGCGAACCUCUUCAUGAGGAAACAGUUCUGCCAGCAGUUCAUUUCGAUCAUAGUGAAGAGGUCGCAGUUCACAAGAAGACUGUCAGCCAAUCAUCUGAUAGCACACACCGGCAAACAAUCCAAAAUUUUCAACAGAGACUGUAUGCGGAUCGAACAGAAAACACUCUAGAUGAGAUUAUAAACACUAUGAAAAAUCCGAGUGGUGUUAAGGUCUCAUCAAGUCCUGAAACCCCCAAUGAUACUUCAACAGUUGGCAGCAAAACUUUCUCAUCCAUGCAGUCUUACAAUGGAGGUUUCGGAUGGAAGUCAUCGCCCUUACUAAUGAGUGGUCACCAGGGGAAUAAUGGUGAAAAGCAACCUCGGCAGCAGAAAGAUAUAACAAGCCAUUUUGAAGCAGAAAUAGACAAGAUUUGUGAACAACUUAAUGAAGUAGGAGACAACUUGAAAAAUCUUCAUCAUGCACUGCCUGUCAAAAUGCUUGAAGCUGCAAUCCACAAACUACAAGCCAGAUGCAAUGUUUUGGAAAAAACCUGUGAGCAAAUGAAAAACAAGUCAAUAAGACUGGAACAAGCAAACCGUGACCUUGACAAUAGCUGUGGACAACUGAGGAAAAUAAACCAAAAUUUUGAAGUGCGCUGUUUGUAUCUAGAAGAGGUCAACAAGUCAGGUGAAAAUGAGAAAUCUCAGCUUCAUGAGAAUAUUGAAGAUCUUGAGGCCAAGCUUACAGAACUUGCUAAGUGUAAUGAAAAGGCAAUAUUGGCUUGCAAUCACCUUGAAGAAAUUAACCAGAAAACAUCAAAUAAAAACCAGGAAAUUGAAGAAUCAAAGUCACUCCUGGAGUCAAGAUACAAAUCUUGUGUGUCUGAUAAUCAAAAGUUGGAGGUGCAAAUUAAGCAGUAUCAAAACGCUCUUGAGGAAUGUAAAAGAAAACUUGAAGAAUUUGAAGAGAAAAUUGUGACAUCAAAAAGAGAAAAGGAAGCCUUAACUGUGAAGCUGGAAUCAGUACACAAGUUGAACAUGCAAGUCAAGCAGAAAUAUGAUGAUCUUAAGUCUAUGUGCACUGCAAAGGAUGAGUUGAUUGCCAGGCUGGAGAAUGAAAUGAAAGAACUGUCACUGUUUGUGGAAAAAACAAUCAAGGAAAAGAAAGAAUCUGAAGCAAGCAAUAAAAAAGACAAGGACCUCCUUCAAAGCAUCUUGGCGGAUUAUGAUGUUUUAGCCAGAGAUUACCAAGAAGCGAGAGAUGCUUCCAAAGCAAUGCGGAAUAGGCUGGAAUCAUCCGAAUGUGAAAUGGAAGGCCUCAGAGAAACUAUUUCAAAACUAAUCUCUAGAAAUAGCAUGAUAGAUGAUCAGGCAAGGGAACAUGACAAAAGUCAUGUAGAAGCAUCCAAUAUUAAAAGCAAACCAUUCGUUGGAAGAAAGACUUGGGAGCAGUCAACUCCUUUAAAGAAACGACUGCAACAAGCUGAGAGCCAAUUGACUUACUCUGGCUCGGAUCCAGGGAGAGACUACACAAACUCAGACAUGACGAACUGUCAAUCACAUGUCAGUGCUUCAACCACACCAUUACCAGAUGCAAUGAAAGUAGCAACACCUUAUGCUAAGAAGCAGGAUCUGUCAACCAGUGGGUAUGUACUAAUGCCGUAAUUUUUUUCAACCCCAACCCGUCAAAGCAAAAAGAACCAGGCUAAAAGUUUUGCCCCCAAAGAGAGCCCAGACACUGUGGAGUCAGGCCCCUUUACCUCACAACCAGGAAUGGUGGUUAAGAAAACAGAUCUAUUGACGAGGUUUAAUGUAGUGUUUGAAAACAGUCAGUCUGGUGAGGAGAUGAUUCGUACCCACACUGGACGAACCAGACGCUUAUACGGCGAGCCUGCACAAACUGAAACAAGCUUCACCUCUGGAGGGGAUAAUGCGGUCGCCGGUCUUAUUUGUGACUCACCAUUCAGUGUUGGUGGGGAGGGAAAACACGAAGAACCUAAACAAAGAGUGAUGUUUAACGUUCCUGAGAAGGACUUCGGGGCCAAAGGUGAUCAGCUGAUAAGCAAGGACAUGGAGGUGAACAUGGAGGAUAUCCCUGCUAUGUUGGAGAAGAAGCUUUCUACUCUCACUGAAGAACGAAAACGGCUUGAAUCUACCUUGAGCCGAGUUCCCAACAUGCAAAAAAUCUCAAAAAGGACAAAGGAGGACAAGGCAUACCUCGAGAACCGGCUCCAGGAAGUUAUAAAGGAAAUGGGCUUGGUCAGGAAUCAACUCCGAAGACAAUGAAAAUCAAUUCUAAUCCCUUUUCAUUUUCACGAUUUCUUUCGCUGCACAAUUCAAAAACAGUCUCCAGUACGUUAACAAAAGGAUGCCUAUCGUUAUUUACAUUUAUUCCUUAUUUCGUCGGAACCGUGUAUUUAAUUCACAGGAAGUGAAUUCCUAUCAUUUACUUGUCAGGAUUUUUUACGGCUAAUAACAGAUCUUAUCUUAUUUCCCAA
This is a messenger RNA of Pocillopora damicornis (cauliflower coral), 2669 nucleotides long. RefSeq lists its product as uncharacterized. NCBI's taxonomy places the organism in Eukaryota, Metazoa, Cnidaria, Anthozoa, Scleractinia, Pocilloporidae. Gene Ontology annotation, cellular component: condensed chromosome; chromatin; condensin complex. Gene Ontology annotation, biological process: mitotic chromosome condensation. Gene Ontology annotation, molecular function: chromatin binding. The record is from RefSeq and is a predicted model, not a curated record.